GAGAUCAUGUGCAAGUAAACAAGCUAGUAAAUAAUUACAUUUGUCUAAUUUCUUCUGCAUUGUUGAAUAACAAUAUUAACACGAAUGUAAAAUAUGUUUUUUUUAGUAUUUAUUAGUGUCUAUUUUCAGUCAAUUAUUUAACUUGAAUGCAGGACACAUAGAUAGGACACCAUGACUGGACUCUCUCUCAUGUAGGUCCGUCGCCUACAUAUCCCAGAAUUCCCAGCCAUUGUUUAUUUGGACUGAACCUCCGCUGCUCUCUUUUACUGAGCACGGGGCUGCUCCAGCGGGAUUUACAGUAAUGCAGCCAUAUUAGGCUUUAUUCUUUCGCUUCAAAAAUGAAUAACAAAUGUGGCUGAAUCUACGGGGUUAACGGAGAAGAAAACGGUAACAUGAAAUGGAGAUGACUCGGGCCAGACCGUCCUUGUAUGGAGAAAUCGCUCAGGGUCUUGGAUUCUGGACGGACCGGUCAGCAGUGCAUGAGGCCGCUGCACAGGGCAGGGCCCUCCAGCUGCAGCAGCUGAUCGAGGGAGGUGCAGCAGUUAACAUCGUGGCAGUUGAAUCUAUCACCCCCCUGCAUGAGGCAUGUAUAAAGGGACAAACCCAAUGCGUCAGACUGCUGCUGGAAGCUGGUGCACAUGUGGAUGCUCGUAACAUCGAUGGCAGUACUCCGCUGUGUGAUGCCUGCGCAGCCGGCAGCCUUGAAUGUGUCAAGCUGCUGUUGGAGUACGGAGCAACAGUUAAUCCUCCACUAUUUACCUUCUCUCCGCUUCACGAGGCUUGCAUGGGAGGUAAUUCAGAUUGUGUUCAGCUAAUGAUUGAUCGAGGAGCUUUCAUGGAGGCUCAUGACUGCCACUAUGGGACACCGCUUCAUGUAGCCUGUGCAAGGCAACAUUACGACUGCACCAAAGUUCUCCUCAAUGCAGGGGCAAAUGUGAAUGCUGCCAAGCUGCACGAGACGACCCUUCAUCAUGCAGCCAAAGCAAAGAGCGUUGACUUGAUCGAUCUACUUGUGGAGUUUGGGGGGAACGUGUACGCCAGAGAUAACCUGAAAAAAAAACCCAUCCACUACACCAGUCUGGGAUCUCCCUCUUAUCUCUGCCUUGAGUUCUACGAGAAUACCCCUCUCAGUCUACAGCAGAUCAGCAGAGUGGCUGUGAGAGGGGCUCUUGGCAUAAGAGCAUGUGAAGUUGUUUCCAAGCUGGGCUUGCCCAAUCGCAUCAUACGUUUUCUUUCUUACAUGCCACUUCCAGUCAUUGAAAUUGAAUCGCCUAUGAGAAACUCAAGAUGCAGCUCUUAGAAGGUUAAAUCGAGACCGGUUAUGUCUGCUGACUCCUUGGAUACCUCAUCAGAAUGGCAUAUGACAGGAUGUUGAAGCUGCAGAGGUGCGGCACAGAAGAAAUGUCUUCACACUGUUGUGAAGACACCAGUUGGGUGCAGAGAGAUUUCACAACAUAAAUAAUUAGUUUACCCAAUCAAAUUAGACAGCCUUGAUUUAUGUACCAUCAGCUUCUCGAGAUGUUCUGGCGAACCUGUCAGCAAACAACUGCAUGGUUACACAUGCAGCAAACACAACAAAAUUGUUUAUCACAUAAUAUAAAUCGAAUCACCUCUUCCACUCCAUUUCAUAUUUUCCAGCAUUAUUUUAAAGCAAAUUGAAAUAUAUAUUCUUUUUUAGUGAUAAAUCAUUUACAAUUAGUUAAUGCACACAAUUCAAUAUUUUUACCGUGUGCAUCGCAGUCCACCAUUGCUCCGUCUGAAGAGCCGCAAUGCAUUGUGGGGGCGGUCAAGCAUGUGCAGUAAACUCACGUCUCAUUCUCUCAUACCUAGAAAUUCUUGCUAAUCUAGUAUACAUCCUGGCAUUUCUCACGUACACAAAAUCCACAUAGUAUGCAGCUGGAAUGCACUAUAUACAACAUUAUGUGUACUUAGUAAGAAUAGUGUGUUAGGAUGUGAUUUCAAACAGACUCUCCUGUUAGCUAUUUGCACUUGUUACGGCAACAAAUGCAUAACUUCCAUCAUAGUUUACCCUGAGCAAAGGCCUUAUCAGCCACACCUGUGCGGGAGUUUAGGGCCCUUAUCAAUUCAUUCCCAGAAGCUUUAUCAGAACAAUGGCUUAAUCUUGAAAUAUAUAAACAUGAACUUGGGUUGAUCAUCAUGAUCAAGUUAGUGUGACUUCAUCAAAGAUGUUGUAAUAUUUCAUUGAACCCAGAUGGAACAUGAAUAAGUUUGAUUACUAUGAUUAUAUCACUAUGUAUUUGUAUAUAUUAUGGAAGAAUAUAUUUUUAAUGUAAAUUUGUAAAUAAUACAGAUGGUUCUACCUCUAUUUAAUUUGUGUAAAUUAAUAGACUACUACAGGAAUAUUUUUAAAAUAAUUCUUCAGAGUUGUGUCUUCUGUUGUAACUGAACUACACGCAGUUUUUGUUGUUUUGUUUGUUGAUAAUGUUUCAGGAAAAUAUUGCUUCAAAACGUCUGCACUUGGCAAAACUAUAAUAUUGUUGUGAGGUAAUUUAGUUCAUAAUUUCCAUCUGAAUUAAAAAAAUAUUCCCACCAAAAAUGACCAUUUGUAUAUUAAUUACUCAGCGCAUGUUACCUUGAAUUCGGGAAGAACACCUUGUUUUUAUAGCAUGUCUCCACAUUGAAUGAAGAGUCUUGAUAAAUUGAAGUAAAUGGGGGCCGUGUUUAACAACAACAAAACAUUCAUUUACAAACUCUCACACAACUCGUGCAGUAUAACCCAAGUCUCAUUUAUCCAGUGCAAAUUUGCUUAAACUUUACUAUUUAAAACACUUACUGGUCUCCAAAGUGUUUUCGAGAAAAUGCACUUUUCUUCACAAACUCAAGGUAACACAGGAUGUGUAAUUGACAAAUGAUCAUUUUUGAAGAAUUUCUGUAAGGGCAAUUUUUUGUAAAAAGCAAUAAUUAUGUAACUGUCAUGUAAUGUCAAUAAUAAUGAAAGGCUGACAGCACCACUGGCCUCGUCAAGGUCGUCUCAGUGCAGAUAUCAGGGUAGUGGGUUAGAGAGGAACCUACAGAAGAUUAUAUUAAGACAACAUGGAGCUACAACCUGAAAUGAAAAUGAGAGAAAUGAGAUGCACCCACGCACAGAUAAUAGCUGCAUUCAUUCAGUCUGACUUACACAAAAACAUGUCUGAACUUGCAUCGCUGCUACAGAGGUAUCGGGUGUGAAAUGUUUUGUAUUGGUCAGAAUCAGAAUAAGCUUUAUUGCCAAGUAGGUUCUUCACUUGCCUUGGUGUUUGGUGAUUACAAUAAACAUAUUAAGAUGAAAUAGAAAUACAGGCAAAAGUCAAGUACAGAAAUAUCGAAGAGAAAAAUUACAAUAAAAUAUAAGAAUAAAAAUACUAUAACAAUGCAAUAAAACAGUUUUAACUGAUAGUUAUUUACAUGAACUGAAACCAUUUUAACAGACAUGUGAUCUUGGAGAUUGGAAAUAUACAUAUAAGGUCAUGCUUUGGAGAUAUUUUAAGCUUUUUGCAACUUGUGGGAGUUUACAGUCUACAAAUAAACACUUAUGUUGGGUAUUUUA
Messenger RNA from Cottoperca gobio, 3547 nucleotides. RefSeq names its product ankyrin repeat and SOCS box containing 13b (gene asb13b). The record is from RefSeq and is a predicted model, not a curated record. Gene Ontology annotation, molecular function: protein binding. Bases 398 to 1300 code for a protein of 300 amino acids. The transcript has 6 exons. NCBI's taxonomy places the organism in Eukaryota, Metazoa, Chordata, Actinopteri, Perciformes, Bovichtidae. Gene Ontology annotation, biological process: protein ubiquitination; positive regulation of protein catabolic process; intracellular signal transduction.